Molecule: messenger RNA, 3482 nt
Organism: Orbicella faveolata
Lineage: Eukaryota; Metazoa; Cnidaria; Anthozoa; Scleractinia; Merulinidae
Product: leucine-rich repeat serine/threonine-protein kinase 2-like
Biological process (GO): protein phosphorylation
Molecular function (GO): protein kinase activity; protein binding; ATP binding
Source: RefSeq, a predicted model, not a curated record
AUGUAGAAGACAGUUUGAACUUGAUACUAGUGAAGUUUUUCUUCCUUACAGGCUGCUUGAACACUACUGCAUUGUUCUCCCACUGAGAGACGACAAGUACCUUUUGCCAUCUUUGCUCAGCAAUAAACAACCCUCAAUCAAGAUUCCAAACCCGGGACGUAAUGUGUUCGUGAGCCGCGAGUACAACCUGGCUUAUCUACCCCCCAGUUUCUGGCCGCGCCUUAUUGCAAGAGUCCAGACUUUCGUGGUGGACUUGUAUAUGGACCACAGGGUCCACUUGGAGAGCCCGCGUGAACCACAGGUCCAACAGUGGAAUGAAGGUGUCUUCGUCUACUGGACAGAGCAGGCAUUCUUUGUCAUAUCGCACGGUUUGACCAAUCCCUGUGCGGACACUGUGGUGAUUACAACGCCAAGUACAAAGCAUGGAGCAAGAAUUCUCGCACACGUGGUUGAUCAUUUGGACACGCUGCUGGAGGAAUGGUUUCCAGACUUGUGGGGAGUGGAUCCACAGGAAGGGCUACCUCUUGUCAAGAAGCAGGCUGUUUGUCCUGUGUGCAAGGGAGAAGACACUCAUACUUUCGCCCUUGACACCAUAGCUAGGGCGAGUGACAAUGAAUACAUCAUGUGCCCCAACACGAAACUGCUGGUGUCGCUGCGUCAGAUAGCGCCUGAUGUGGUCCUGGAAGAUGUCGGUGAACAGUUCAAAAUUGAAGAGAGUAAACUGGUGCUGGAUACAACGCGUACCUCACUGCUUGGAGACGGCAGCUAUGGCGCGGUGUACAGGGCUCUCUAUGAUGGAAAGUCUGUUGCCGCCAAGGUGUUUCAUUCCGGAAAUGAGUGCAAUCCUCACACGUCACUUCGACAGGAAGUCAUGUUCCUACGGAAGCUGCGCCAUCUGAGUGUUAUUACCAUGGUGGGCGUUUGUGUGAAGCCGUGGUCUCUUAUAAUGGAGCUGGCUCCACUGGGAUCACUGAGUACGCUCCUAAACAGAGGGCAGGCGCUCAGCAAAGGAAUCCAGCACAGAAUUGCCUUACAGGUUGCAGAAGGCCUCACAUUCUUACACCAUCACAUGAUCGUGUACCGUGAUCUAAAACCCCACAACAUCCUUAUCUUCUCCCUUUCUCUCACAAACUUGAUCAACGCCAAGAUAUCUGAUUACGGCAUCGCUCGGUAUGCCACUCGUUGCGGUCUGACCGCCACUGAAGGUACGCCGGGCUAUCGAGCACCCGAAAUUGCUCGCGGAGACAUCGCCUACAACAUGGAAGUCGAUAUGUAUUCGUUUGGCAUGUUCCUGUACGAGCUCGUGACUGGAGGAACCAAGCCGUUUGAAGACUUGCGUUUCCGCCACGAGCUGGAUGCAGCCGUGUUGAAAGGACGGGCCUUAGAUCCUAUCACGUCAUCAGACUGCCCUCCCUGGCCAGACAUGGCGGAUCUUAUUGCGCAUGCUCUUGAGCCUCAGCCGCAUAGAAGAGCUACCGCUGAACAGGCCUACUCGCGCUUGUGUGACCCCGAGCUGAUCUGUUUGAAGCGUGACAUUGCCGUGUCCAAGGGACAGACAGUAGAGUGCAUGACCGUUCGUCACUUUGAAGAAAAAGACACACCUAAAGUGGAGGUGUGGGUGGGCAGUGGACAGUCGGAUAACUUCAGUGGUCAGGUCACCAUUAUCGACCUGUCAGACAAUGGAGUGGAGGGCUGCACGGGCACAUUUAUCCGAGACAGACGGGUGAAGAGUAUCGUAGCAGUGAAUGACGACACCGUGUUGGCCGGCACGCAGUCUGGGAAAAUCUGGGUUUUUGACGCGUGGAAUCACAAGUGCCAGUUCUCCCUUCCUCAGCUUCCUGACGCGGUUCUCUGUUUGAGGCACUACAAGGAUGGAGCCAAUGACGUGAACGUGGACGUUGUACUGGCAGGACUCGCUAACGGUCAGUUAGCUGUUUAUCACACACACAGUGUCAAGAAAGAAGAUGCUCAACCCAAGUUUUUUGACCUGUGUCACAGCAAGAUCAUUGGAGAUGCCACCUGUGAGGAUUGUCAAGCCCAUCCCUUGGCUUGCACGGCUGUUGGCAGAAAGAGGUUGUUCUGCGGGUGCGGUAACGAAAUAGUCGUUCUCAGAAUAAAGAAGAACUCGGAAAUUGAGAUCGAGCGUCGAUGGUUUGUCGAGGACAGAGCAAAGGGACUUGUUUUGAACAUCGCUGUGGGCUCAACGUUUGUUUGGAUAUCAACUCGUGAUAGUCCGGUGAUCGAGUGCUGGGAUUUCUCCAAAACUAAAUUCCUUGGCUCUGUUGACUGUCUGACAAUUCUCAGGGACAGCGGCUACACUGGUGACUUACGCGAAACACGCGUUGUCAGCCUUCUCCUGUCGCACAAAAUUCUCUGGGUAGGACUGGGCACUGGUCACGUGGUUCUCGUAGAUCCUUCAACACGAAAACACUUGACCCUUAUCCACCGUCACGUGUCCGCAGUGAGGUGUAUGGCAGACACACGGGGUCCUACAUCGCCCAAGUCUACUUCAUUAGUGUUGACCGGGGGUAUGGGGUUCAUCGAGAGGCAUGGUUGCGAGUGGAAGAGGCCUAACUCCGAGUUCGGUUAUACACUUGUGUGGGAGGCAGACUUCAUGGAACAGGCCAAGCAUCUUGACAGCCACAUACGUAGAAGGAGGGAACUGUCAAACACGUUAGGGGAAAUAAAGUACAAUUGAAAACAAGUCCUUCAUGCCCCGCCGUGCAAGUGCAUUUACAAGUCCUCGUUGUCUUGUUUUUUGAUCAUGAUAUUAUAAAACUUAAUAAAGUAAUCAAUAAUAACGAAUUGAUUCGAAAAAUAUGUAGAACUUCAUAUCCUUUGUUGAUAGCACCACUGAGUUUGUUUUGUACUAAUAUAAAAAUGAUUACAAGGUGAGAGCUUUUAUUGAGUGAUUGUUUUUCAGAUUGCUUUUAAAGAACACUAUUGUUAGGCUUUUUCAUGGACAUUUAAGAUGAGAUUUGAUUACUGUGAUGUAAAUGUUACUGGCCAACCUUUUUUAAUUUUAGGAUACGAAGGUGCUGUGUAAAAAAAAUCGUUUUUAGAAUUAGGAAGUUGCACUUGAUCAUCACUGUACCAGUGGUAUCAGAGUUGUGUUUUAAAUGGUUGCUUUAGAGAAUUGAAAAUGAACCAAACUUAUCUGAAUUUUUCUCGGUUAUAAAAUAGAAAAAAAGAAGGAAUGAUUGGCAGAAAUAAUUAUAGCUAAACUUGCGAUGUGUAGUGAAAUUGUGCAACAAAAAGCUACGGGAUCCAUACAAGAUAGAUUACCUUAUUAUUAAAUAGGAAAAAGAAAGGAAUAAUUGAAAUGAUGAAAUCAAUGAAAUAGUUAGAGCUCAACUUGUGUUGUGUAUAUGAAAUUGCAUAGAAAAUAGUAACAAAAAAAACCUACAGGAUCCAUACAAAAUAAUAAAUAUUGUAUAGAUAAAUAGACAUUAAAAGAUAUCUAUAAAUUCAGUUCACGUUGA